Messenger RNA from Fusarium redolens, 1994 nucleotides. Its product is annotated as Alpha/Beta hydrolase protein. The record is from RefSeq and is a predicted model, not a curated record. Bases 27 to 1748 code for a protein of 573 amino acids. The transcript has a single exon. NCBI's taxonomy places the organism in Eukaryota, Fungi, Ascomycota, Sordariomycetes, Hypocreales, Nectriaceae.
CAUCAUCAACAAAAAACCCUAUCAAGAUGGACAAGCACUCUUUUAACCCGCCUGAAUGGGCCGAGCCGCGCCGCAAAACAAGCUUUAACAAAUGGAAACUCUUCGGCGCAGGUGUCCUGACCGUCGCCGCAUUCCAUUGGCUCGCGCCUCACUGCUCUCCUCCUCAUCAUCAUCAUCAUCAUCACCAGCACCAUCAUGAUCACGCGACUUAUCCGGGCGAGAACAUCGAAUGGAAGCCCUGCGGAGAGAUCAGCAAUCGCUCUGUAGAGUGCAGCAAGAUUGACGUACCGAUUGAUCAGUUUCAUCCUGACGUUAGCAACAAAACAUUCAAUGUACCCAUUAUUCGCAUGCGGGGCAAAGAUGGAAGCCCAAACCUCCUCCUCAAUCCCGGUGGUCCCGGCGGCAGUGGCUUCGAGUUUCUCCACAGAAGGGGAGAGCAGUUGGGUACCAUCGUUGGCGACGGUUUUCAUCUUGUCUCGUUUGAUCCCCGCGGCAUUAACUCGUCUUCACCGCGGGCUUCAUGCUAUCCUAGCAAAGAGGCGCGUCAACAGCUUGGAUCAGUGCACGAUAUCGAUAUCGUCAAGGAUGGCGCUGAGAUUUAUGCCUGGACACAUAAUUAUGUGAGAGCCUGUGAGGAUACUAUGGGUGAGCAUGGAAAGUACAUCAAUACUCCUCAGACAGCUGCCGAUAUGAACAGUAUUCUUGAUGCUCUUGGUCAGAAGGAUAUGUACUAUUGGGGAUUCAGCUAUGGAACUCUUCUCGGCCAGACUUACGCGACUCUGUUCCCCGAACGGUCUCACAGGGUCAUCAUUGAUGGAGUUGUCAACCAAUUCCUCUGGUAUCAAGCUCGUUUCGAUAUGGAGGACCUCACUGAUACAGAGAAUGUCAUGGAUGGUCUUCUCAAAGAGUGCAUCAAGUCCGGCGACGCAUGCCCUCUUUCAUCCAUGGCAGACUCCUGGGAAGGCCUCAAGGACAAGUUCCUCUCUUUCGUUGGAGAACUCAAGGAACAGCCGAUGAACGUCUACGUCAACAACAGCGUCUACGGCCUUCUAGACUACCAGAAGAUCUGGUAUGGUGCACUAUUCCCAGUUCUAUACAAGCCUCAGUUCUGGGGCACUUUUGCCGAGCGCAUGGAGCAGCUUAUGGGCGGUAACGCGACUGAGGCAUUGAUGGCUUAUGGUCUGGACGAUGUUGAAGACAGCGAUGCUCUUUACACAGUUUCGAUGAACGACGGUCUGUCGGGUCCUCUCCACUGGCCACAGGAUCUGGGCUCCCUGCUCGAUAUUGUCAUGCCAACCUUUAACCGCAGCGUUUUCGCUCCCGAUGAUCUCGUUUACCUCUUCGCCAAGCAACAAUGGCGCAUCCCCAAGACACACAAUUACGCCCCACGGAACGGCGUUGAGACAGCACACCCUCUUCUGAUCCUCACUACAACUUACGAUCCAGUCUGCCCGCUCGUCUCCGCCAGAUCGGCAGAGGCUGCAUUCAAAGACUCAAAGCUCAUUGAGGUCAAGGGAUACGGCCAUUGCUCUGUCGCAGUUCCGUCGCUGUGCCUUGCCAAGCAUGUCCGGGGCUUCCUUUACAAUGGAACUCUGCCAGCUAACGAUACUCAAUGUGAGGUUGAUGGUCCUUACUUCAAGCCCAAUGGCACGGCGAGCGUCAUGACCUUUGACGAUCCGGAGGAUCAGGCGAUUCAUUUUGCACAGAUGGAGUUGGCGCGUGAUCCCGAGUGGCCACGUCGCGUAUAAAUCCAUUUCAUUAGCAAGUUAUCAUAGUUCAAUAGUUAAUGCUGUAGUAGCUUUAGGGCUAUACAGGCCAUUAUUAAACUCUUCGACCAAUUUCUCAAUUGCUAUGACGUAGUGGAUUUACAAUUUCGGCUGCGUCUGUGCAUCUAGAGUAUUACCAUCGACCUAGGGUAGGUUAACGCCGAAAUUAAAUCGAUAUUUUAGCAAUGCUGUCAGAGUCCCUCGCGGUUAUAAAAUAAAUUUGCAAAC